GACAGCUCAGCGAAUCCCAAAAAGCGAAAAAAAAAACCCAAGAUGGCGGACCGAGUGGUUUUCCGGAGAAGUUUCAAAUUUAGGAUUUAACAGAUUCAUAGCAAAUAUAGCAGCACAUAUAUCUUGCCCACGUAUCGGAAGUUGAGUUUGGAGCCACGGGGUGUUACCUGAAGUGAAGAUUGAAGACGUGAUAGAAGAUGGACGACUACUGCUAUGCUAAGAUGGCGACGUCCGCUAAAAGAGAACAUGAAAGAGAAUCAGCGCCACCAACUUCCAGCAAAUCACCAACGGAGAUAAAGACGAAAGAUGAAGGGUUUUGAAGAGUUUUCCCACGUGUAAACAUGCCCUGUUGUGCAGCACCGGGCUGCUCCUAUCGAAAUACCUCGGGGAAGCAUAUGCACCGCUUUCCCCGCGACCCAGAAAGGAGAAAAAUAUGGGAAGUGAACGUUGGCCGGGAAGGCUGGAGAGCCAACGACUACAGUAUCUUGUGCGAGGAUCAUUUUGAUGAGACACAAUACGAGCAACGUAGAGUGGACGGCCUAAAGAAGUUGAGAACAAAUGCCGUGCCAACACUGUUUGCAUUUAGCACGAUGAUUGUGCUGCCGACAAGACAUCGGAGGACACACAGAGCGGAUGCAUCGCCUCCCCUGUCAAAGAGGAUACAACUGGAACACGCAUAUUAUCAGCGAUCUCUUCUAGCUGGCACUCGGGAGAAACCAUUUCAUCAUAGUGAAGAUGGCGUCCAGCAGCUAAUUGGUCAUCCAGAAGAACUUCCCUCUCUGCAAGGGGGGGUCUCCACUUUGAAUGAGGAGGUUCCACACCCCCUCUACGUUAAAGAGGAAGAUGAGGAACUCUGGAUCACUCAGGAGGGAGAGUGUCUUCUCGGGCAGGAGGAGGCUGAUCUCACUCAGUUGCCACUGACUAUUGUCUCUGUGAAGACUGAAGAAGAUGAAGGCAAAACAUCAGACUCUUUUCAUUGGUGUCCUUCAGACGUCCAGGAGGUGGUUGAACAUCCAAUAGAACUUCCCCCUCCGCUGUGUGGAGAGAGCUCUACUUUGAAGCAGAAGACUCCACAGCCACCCCACAUUAAAAAGGAAGAGGAGGAACUUUGGAUCACUCAGGAGGGAGAGUGUCUUCUAGGACCACAGGAGGCUGAUCUCACCAAGUUGCCACUGACUGUUGUCUCUGUGAAGAUUGAAGAUGAUGAAGAGAAACCACAAGUAGACAACCUCUUAGCUCCACUAUCAGACAGUGAAUCUGAAGGCGAGGUUGAAGUACCUUUGAGCAGCGAUACAGACUCUGAAGGUGAUAUGAGGACUCACGCUGACAACAAACACUCUAAAAAGAAGAGAGGCAAAAAAUGUUUUAGCUGUUCGGUUUGUGCUAAAAUUUUUACUCACAGGAGCAAUUUGGAUAAACAUAUGAGAACGCACACAGGAGAAAAACCAUUCAAUUGUUCAAUUUGUCCGAAAAGCUUUUCUCUAAAGACUCAUUUGAUUCAACACAUGAGAACACACACAGGAGAAAAACCAUUUAAUUGUUCAGUUUGCGGCAAAGGCUUUACCCAAAAUGGCAGCUUGACUCAACACUUGAGAACGCACACAGGAGAAAAACCAUUUAACUGCGCAGUUUGCGGUACAAGCUUUUUUUCCAGAGCAGGGUUGACUCUACACACAAUGAAACACACGGGGGAAAAAACAUUUAAUUGCUCAGUUUGUGAUAAAAGCUUUACUCACAAGGGCAGUUUGGCUCAACACGUAAGAACACAUACAGGAGAUAAACAAUUCAGUUGCUCAGCGUGUAGUAAAAGCUUUUCUCUCAAAAGGUAUUUGACUCAACACAUGAAAACACACACAGGUAAAAAGCAAUUAAAUUGCUCCGUUUGUGACAAAAGGUUUUCUCAAAAAAGAAAUUUGACUAAACACAUGACAACUCACACAGGAGAAAAGCAAUCAAGUUGCUCAGUUUUUGGUAAAAGUGUUUUUCUCAACACUUAAUGAAAGACACUGAAGAAAAACCCUCCCUAUUCUCUAUGAAAUUGCUGGAUUGCAACCGUUGACCUAAAGGCGGUCCCUUUCCAAGAUGGCGGGGAAACCUUCAAUAUACUUAUUAUUUAUUCACCUUUAGCAGCACAGAUAUAUAAGUGUAUUUUAAAGACUAGAGCUCAAUACACAAACCAAAUAUCCACAAAUAUGUGAAUGUGGUGGAGUGGAUAGAUACUCUCUUAAGAACAAAUACUUUUCUCAGCAUUUAUAAGUAAUGCCAAACUGCACUUUUCAGGCUAUCUAGUUGACCACAAUUGAAGUAACACUCACAGGAAGUAAAAGUACAAAAGGCAUGGAGGUACAUCAUUGCUUUACAUCUGUUUGGGUCCACAAAUUAAGCAUUAAGCCACGAAAGACAAUGUUGGACUUAUUCAUGCAUCCAUAAAUGAUGUAUUUAAUGGAUAUUAAAGGCCUACUGAAAUGAUUUUUUUGUAUUUAAACGGGGAUAGCAGAUCCAUUCUAUGUGUCAUACUUGAUCAUUUCGCGAUAUUGCUAUAUUUUUGCUGAAAGGAUUUAGUAGAAAACAUCGACGAUAAAGUUGCAAUUUUUGGUCGCUGAUAAAAAAAGCCUUGCCUGUACCGGAAGUAGCGUGACGUCAACAGUUGUUUUCAAUGCAGCUAGAGCGUUUCGGACCGAGAAAGCGACGAUUACCCCAUUAAUUUGAGCGAGGAUGAAAGAUUUGUGGAUGAGGAACGUUAGAGUGAAGGACUAGAUGCAGUGCAAGACAUAUCUUUUUUCGCUCUGACCGUAACUUAGGUACAAGCUGGCUCAAUGGAUUCCACACUCUCUCCUUUUUCUAUUGUGGAUCACGGAUUUGUAUUUUAAACCACCUCGGAUACUAUAUCCUCUUGAAAAUGAGAGUCGAGAACGCGAAAUGGACAUUCACAGUGACUUUUAUCUCCACGACAAUACAUCGGCGAAACACUUUAGCUACGGAGCUAACGUGAUAGCAUCGUGCUUAACUGCAUAUAGAA
Molecule: messenger RNA, 3019 nt
Organism: Entelurus aequoreus (snake pipefish)
Lineage: Eukaryota; Metazoa; Chordata; Actinopteri; Syngnathiformes; Syngnathidae
Product: zinc finger protein 135-like
Exons: 4
Coding region: 342-1997 (551 amino acids)
Biological process (GO): regulation of transcription by RNA polymerase II; central nervous system development
Cellular component (GO): nucleus
Molecular function (GO): RNA polymerase II cis-regulatory region sequence-specific DNA binding; DNA-binding transcription factor activity, RNA polymerase II-specific
Source: RefSeq, a predicted model, not a curated record